AUGUCACCGGCACAAGAUCAGUACUACUACGUUAUUCCCAACGUCAGCACCAUGGACCCCAACGCUAGGGAAGUCGACCUCGCCUCCCAGAGCUGGAUCCAAGCCACCAUCAUCGAGGACGAUGACCUCAUGUUCGGCGGCAAGUCGCUGAGCACUUGGUACGAGGAGGAGAGGAGACGUUUGAGCAACACCUCGUCAGACGAGGAGGAGCAUCGCGGUCGCCAGAGGUCUCAGUCUCAACCGAAGCAGCACGUGGCUAACAUUCCCAAGGUCCGCAAGCACCACUCCUCCCACAAGCACCACCACCAUCACCACCACCAGUCGGCCCAGCACACCGGCUCCUCCGACAAGAAGCACUGA
This is a messenger RNA of Colletotrichum chrysophilum, 360 nucleotides long. RefSeq lists its product as uncharacterized. The record is from RefSeq and is a predicted model, not a curated record. NCBI's taxonomy places the organism in Eukaryota, Fungi, Ascomycota, Sordariomycetes, Glomerellales, Glomerellaceae. Bases 1 to 360 code for a protein of 119 amino acids. The transcript has 2 exons.